UAAAAAUAAAUCGAUAAAGAUGUUUUGAGGCAUUCUCUCUCCUUACGCCGUUCUCCUACCUUAAAACCCCAGCAGCCCUCAAAACCCCAACAUACACAGACGCACACAUCACUGAUUCGAAGCACGUUUCUUGAGACUUUUAAUCAAACAUUUAACCGGCGAUUAUCUUCCUUCCUCACAGAUAUAAUCAUGGCUGGAAAGCCAAAUAAGGGGAGGAACCGUAAAGUGUCCCAGCAGGGGGCUAUGAAUUCUUCAGAGCAGGCCAUCUCUUCGGAUGCUCCUUUGAGUGAUAGUUUGAGAACUGCGCAGACCAAUGGAGAUGGAAGCUUACAAGCGUCAACUGACACAAAUACUGAAGUGAAGGACCAGGAAAACUCAUCUGACCAGCAUCCAAGCAAACAAGGCGAUGCUCAUCUUUAUCCGGUUUCGGUGAAAACCCUAGGGGGAGAGAAGCUUGAGCUUCAAUUGAGUCCUGGAGAUUCUGUAAUGGAUGUGAGGCAGUUUCUUCUUGAUGCACCGGAGACAUGCUUUUUCACGUGCUACGAUUUGUUAUUACACUCAAAGGAUGGUUCUAUUCAUCAUCUAGAAGACUACAAUGAUAUAUCUGAAGUUGCUGAUAUCACCAGUGGUUCCUGCUCGCUGGAGAUGGUUGCCGCAUUGUAUGAUGAUCGGUCAAUUAGAGCUCAUGUUCUUCGAACUAGAGAGUUGCUUUCUCCUUCAACGGUGCAUUCUUCGCUGUCGACAAUGCUUGCAUUACAACAUGAAACAGUGAAAAAUGCUUCUGUAAAUUCAGGAGAUGCAAUGAAAGUUGAAGUGCCAGAACUCGAUAAAUUGGGAUUUAUGGGAAAUGGCUCACUCACUAAAUUAUUGUCACCACCCUCUAAAGAGAUUAAGUGUGUUGAAAGUAUAGUGUUUUCUUCAUUCAAUCCUCCUCCAAGCCACAGAAGGCUUUAUGGAGACUUAAUAUAUUUGGAUUUGGUUACGCUGGAGGGAAAUAAACAUUGUAUUACAGGAACAACCAAAACAUUCUACGUCAACUCAAGCACAGGAAACAUUCUCGAUCCAAGGCCAGUUAAAAACAAUAUAGAAGCAACAUCCCUUGUUGGACUUCUGCAAAAGAUUAGCCCUAAGUUCAAGAAAGCUUUUCGUGAGAUGUUGGAGCGCAAGGCCCAAGCACAUCCCUUUGAAAAUGUCCAAUCAGUGUUGCCGCCAAAUUCAUGGCUGGGCUUGUAUCCUGUUCCUGAUCAUAAACGUGAUGCAGCAAGAGCAGAGAAUUCAUAUACUCUUUCCUUUGGAAGUGAGCUUAUUGGUAUGCAGCGAGAUUGGAAUGAAGAGUUACAGUCGUGUCGGGAGUUCCCGCAGACCACACAUCAGGAAAGGAUCUUAAGAGAUAGGGCGCUUUACAAGGUCACUUCUGAUUUUGUUGAAGCUGCAACUAGCGGUGCUAUUGGAGUGAUAAGUAGAUGUAUUCUACCUAUUAACCCAACUGAUCCCGAGUGCUUUCAUAUGUAUGUCCACAACAACAUAUUCUUUAGUUUUGCCGUUGAUGCGGACAUUGAGCUAUUGACUCGGAAGCAGGCAUCAGAAGUCCACUCUAAACUCCAGGGCACAGCUUCUUCGCAGGGUGAUACCAAUACAUUGGGAAACAAUCUGUCGCAUUUGGAUGACAAUCUGCCACAUGUGGAUGUAUCAGCUAUUCCAAACAUGGAAAACACUAGUGGCACUGAUGCAAUUUCCCCUGACGUGCCUGCAGAGUCUCAGCUGGCUGAAAAUGAGCAAGCUACAUAUGCUAGUGCUAAUAAUGAUUUGAAAGGCACCAAGGCAUACCAGGAAGCUGAUGUUCCUGGAUUAUACAAUCUUGCUAUGACCAUUAUUGAUUAUAGAGGUCACAGAGUUGUUGCGCAGAGUGUAUUGCCUGGAAUCCUCCAAGGUGAUAAGUCGGACUCCCUUCUCUAUGGAUCUGUUGACAACGGCAAGAAAAUUUGCUGGAGUGAAGAUUUUCAUUCCAAGGUACUAGAAGCUGCUAAGCGUCUUCAUCUGAAGGAGCACACUGUACUUGAUGGAGCUGGCAAUGUAUUUAAACUAGCUGCACCAGUUGAGUGCAAGGGCAUUGUUGGCAGUGAUGACAGACAUUAUCUUCUGGAUUUGAUGAGAGUCACUCCUCGUGAUGCAAACUAUACUGGACCGGGCUCCAGAUUCUGCAUUUUGAGGCCUGAACUAAUAUAUGGCUAUUGCCAUCGUGAAAAAGCUGAAGCUGCAAAGAUGUCGAACUGCGGUACUGAACUGGAGGACAAUUCUGUUUCUGAUUCUUUGGAUGUCAACAAUGCAGGAAAUGUGGAGAAAACCGAGGAGCAUGUAGCAUCAGCAGCAUGUAGGAAACCGGAUGAUGAAAAUAGUGGGAUGCAGAGCCUUCAAAAAUGUGAUUCUCACUCGAGCAAUAAAACUUCAAGAAAAGAGAGAUUCUUCAAUCCUAAUGUUUUUACCGAUUUUAAGUUAGCUGGGAGUGAAGAGGAAAUUUCUGCGGAUGAGGAAGAUGUGAGGAAAGCAAGUCUGUAUCUUAUAGAUGUUGUACUGCCUAAAUUCAUACAAGAUUUGUGCGCCCUUGAUGUUUCACCAAUGGAUGGACAAACUUUAACUGAAGCACUCCAUGCACAUGGCAUUAAUGUUCGAUAUAUUGGAAAAGUUUCUGAAGGGGUUCGACAUAUGCCUCACUUAUGGGAUCUUUGUUCCAAUGAAAUAGUUGUCCGCUCUGCUAAGCAUGUUGUUAAGGAUCUUUUAAGGGAUACAGAGGACCAUGAUCUGGGGCUUGCAAUUUCACAUUUCUUCAACUGUUUUGUUGGGAAGGUUCAAUCUGACAGUUCAUCCAAAUCCCAGAAAAAGGUUCAUUCAGGCCAUCAUGCUUCCAGGAAGUCUACUAAGGGACAAGCUAAGUUGAAAAAUGGGGGAUAUUUAAGGAAGAAAGAGUCUGUUUAUUUGAGUUUUACCACUGAUAGUUUGUGGUCUGACAUCCAAGAGUUUGCAAAACUCAAAUACCAGUUUGAGUUGCCAGAAGAUGCAAGGCAAGGGGUGAAAAAAAUUUCAGUUAUACGUAAUCUUUGCCAGAAGAUUGGAAUCACCAUUGCUUCUCGCCACUAUGAUUUUGAUGCUUUGGCUCCUUUUGGAGUUUCAGACAUAUUAAAUAUCCAACCAGUGGUGAAGCAUUCAAUUCCAGUCUGUUCGGAAGCCAAGGAUCUGGUUGAAACUGGGAAAGUUCAAUUAGCAGAGGGAAUGCUCAAUGAGGCAUACACAUUAUUUUCUGAAGCUUUCGCAUUAUUCCAGCAGGUCACUGGUCCAAUACAUCGGGAGGUCGCAAAUUGUUGCCGUUACUUGGCAAUGGUCUUGUACCAUGCUGGAGAUAUGGCUGGAGCCAUUAUGCAACAACAUAGAGAACUUAUCAUAAAUGAACGGUGCCUUGGGCUAGACCAUCCUGACACUGCUCACAGCUAUGGAAAUAUGGCUCUGUUUUAUCACGGUUUAAAUCAAAGCGAGCUGGCGUUGCGCCACAUGUCACGCGCUCUGCUUCUUCUAAAUCUAUCGUGUGGGCCCGAUCACCCUGAUGUUGCCUCUACUUUCAUAAACGUUGCCAUGAUGUAUCAAGAUAUUAAAAAGAUGGACACUGCACUUAGAUAUUUGCAGGAAGCUUUGAAAAAGAAUGAAAAACUGUUGGGGGCAGAGCAUAUUCAAACUGCAGUGUGCUAUCAUGCUUUGGCUAUUGCUUUCAACUGUAUGGGUGCUUACAAGCUAUCUUACCAGAAUAAUGCACAAAAGCAGAAAGGUGAGAUCUUGAAAGCUGUUUCUGCACAAAAGGCUUUUGAGGAGAUACUUAAGGCGAAUCCUGACCUGUUACAAGCAAUUGAAGCGGCCGCUGUUGCCAACAAGACAAGCAGUUCAAAAUCUUCGGCACUGAAAGCAUAUUCUGUCUCCGCAAUUAACCAAAUGGCGGACUUGAUAAACUCGGAGGCAGCGAAGAAGGAAGUUGAGGGCAGUGUUUCAAAUGGUGUCGAAAAUGGUAAGUCAAAAACGGGCCCAGUCGGGCUGGGUUCCGGGCUUGCUUCUUUGGAUUCCAAGAAGCAGAAGGCAAAAGGCAAAGGCAAAUCUUCGUCUUCUUGAUGGGUUUUCUUGAGGUUUUUUUCUGUGGUCACUGAGUGUGCACUUUUUUGCUGGGCCUUUUUGUGCUGCUUACAGAUGUAAGGAUCUGUGUGCUGCUGUGAGAAUGGUCUCUUUUUGAAGACAUGAUAGAUAAUAUUUCAAUGAUGCGUUUCCAGUUAACAGCCUGCUGCUUUUCGUCAUUCUUUCAUUCUUCUCAUGGCUUCAAUUCAUGUGUGGAAAUUUAUACUUUGCGGAAAUACCGUGCUAGUGAUUGAGGACUUCUCUGGAACUAGUUGUACAUCAUUAAAAUAGUGGAAUGUGGAAACUUGAUGAAGUUUGUUAUAAAUAUAUGAAUAUGGAUAUUACUUAUCUAUAAUUGGGCCUGAAGUCCAUUAGUUAGGGAAAUUAGGUUUUAGGGCUUCUCACUUGUAAACUCUAUAAAAGGGUGAUAUACGAUGAAUAAAAAGAUAGACUUUUCUGCUCUUCUGUCUCUUGUUCUCUCGUUCGUUCUCUUUACUUUGUUUGGUGUGGAUUGAUGAAUGCUUGGGGAUCUCAAUUUACAAUACGUCAUCAGCACGCUCUA
Striga asiatica is the source of this 4711-nucleotide messenger RNA. The record is from the annotation of a GenBank genome assembly. NCBI's taxonomy places the organism in Eukaryota, Viridiplantae, Streptophyta, Magnoliopsida, Lamiales, Orobanchaceae.